UGUACACAUCAUGACGUAGAAAGACAAAAUUGCAUAAUGCAUGAGCGUUAAAACGUAUGCCAUGCGUUUUUUUUUGUAAAUCGACCUCCGAGUCAAAAUGGCCGACGCCACAGCACGCUCGUUGCAAUACGAGUACAAAGCGAACUCCAAUCUUGUACUUCAAGUUGAUCGCUCGUUGAUCGAGCGCCGAGGUCGCGAUGAAGCCACAGGUGAGGUCAUGUCCCUUGUGGGCAAACUGGUGGGAAGUAAGAUGGGCGACCGAGCUCAAAGAACAAAACCUCCGAUGCAGGAAGAGAGAAAGAUUAAGCGACAGAAACGUGACGAUGCCCGCUACGACAUGAACAAGUUCAAAGGUCAAACUUUACUGUCCCAGGGCAUAGAGGACAUGGUUGGGAUUUACUACAGACCAAAGACUCAGGAAACAAGGAAUACAUACGAGGCGUUGCUGAGUUUCAUUCAGGCUGCCAUUGGGGAUCAGCCACGAGAUAUCCUAUGCGGAGCAGCUGACGAGGUAUUAGCAACCCUCAAGAAUGAGCACAGCAAGAACAAGGACAAGAAGAAGGAACUGGAAAUGUUGUUGGGAUCCUUGGCUGAGGAAAGAUUCGCCUUGCUUGUCAAUCUGGGCAAGAAAAUAACAGACUAUGGAUCGGAGAAAGAAAAGAAAGCUAUUGAGGAGGAGGGAAUCGAUGAAACAUUCGGAGUUAACGUUCAGUUUGAGGCUUCAGAAGAUGAUGAUGACCCCGACGACUGUGGAGAGGUCAAAAAUGAAGAGUCUGAGGAUGAUGAUGAUGAAGGAGGAAUGGACACCGGUUAUGGUGGUACCUUGUCCACAAGUCUUGGUGGCAGUGAGGCAGCCAUGGGUAAGUCCAAGAAGGAUCUUCACCCACGGGACAUUGACGCCUUCUGGCUCCAGAGACAACUCAGUAAGUUCUACGACGACCCCAACGUGUCUCAAGCACGCUCCUCAGAGGUCCUGGACAUACUGAAGAAAGCCGCAGACGACGGACAAGUUGAGAAUCAGCUGGUGAUGCUACUCGGCACGAACCAGUUUGAUUUCAUCAAGGUGCUGAGACAACAUCGAAAAAUGAUCCUGUAUUGCACCUUACUGAGCCGCGCCCAAGAUGCCACCGAGAAACAGCGAAUCGAAGACAAGAUGAAGUUUGACCCCACCCUCGCCCCGAUCCUCCAAGCCCUGACCGAGACAGACAAGGAAGACAUCAUCAAGGAGGAGAGAGCGAGGCGUGCAGCUGCGAGGCAGUCCAAGGUGGAUGCAGACCUGGAUGCCAUGGAAACAGACGAACCGGAAAAUGUAUUACAGCCAACAGAGAUGCUUGAUAUAGACGACCUUGUCUUCGCUCAAGGAGGUCAUCUCAUGGCCAAUAAGAGAUGUCAACUCCCUGAUGGCUCGUUCCGUAAACAACGCAAGGGAUACGAGGAGGUCCACGUUCCUGCACUCAAACCCAAACCGUUUGACGACGCUGAGUCAUUAGUCCCGAUAGAGAGACUUCCCAAGUACGCUCAGCCGGCCUUUGAAGGUUUUAAGAGCUUGAACAGGAUUCAGAGCAGAUUGUACAAGUCAGCGCUAGAAAGUGAUGAGAAUCUACUGCUCUGUGCCCCAACGGGAGCCGGUAAGACCAACGUAGCUCUGUUGACAAUCCUGAGAGAGAUUGGAAAAAACAUCAACCUGGACGGCACCAUCAAUACGGAUGUCUUCAAGAUCAUCUACAUUGCUCCCAUGAGAUCCCUGGUACAGGAGAUGGUGGGAAACUUCAAGAAGCGCCUUGACUCGUACGGCAUCACUGUCUCCGAGUUGACCGGUGACCACCAGCUGUCCAAAGACCAAAUCCACGGUACACAGAUCAUCGUUUGUACUCCGGAGAAAUGGGACAUCAUCACGCGCAAAGGCGGAGAGAAGACAUACACACAGCUUGUGCGGCUCAUCAUCAUUGAUGAGAUCCAUCUUCUGCAUGACGAUAGAGGUCCAGUGCUGGAGGCUGUCAUAGCAAGAACAAUCCGCAAUAUUGAAACAUCUCAAGAAGAUGUACGCCUCGUCGGUUUGUCCGCCACGCUCCCCAACUACCAAGACGUAGCUACGUUCCUGCGUGUCAAGCCGGAGAAGGGGCUGUUCUUCUUUGACAACAGCUUCCGCCCCGUGCCGCUGGAACAGCAGUACAUCGGUAUCACAGAGAAGAAAGCCAUUAAGAGAUUUCAGUUGAUGAACGAGAUUGUGUAUGAGAAGGUGAUGGAACACGCCGGCAAGAAUCAGGUCUUGGUGUUCGUCCAUUCUCGUAAGGAGACGGGGAAGACGGCUAGAGCUAUCCGAGACAUGUGUUUGGAGCACGACACGCUCGGUCAGUUUCUACGUGAAGGGUCGGCGUCCACCGAAGUACUCCGGACAGAGGCUGAACAGGCCGAGAACCUGGAGUUGAAAGACCUCCUGCCGUAUGGUUUUGCCAUCCAUCACGCCGGUAUGAAUCGUGUAGAUCGAGCCUUGGUGGAGGAUCUGUUUGCUGAUCGUCACAUUCAGGUGCUUUGUUCAACGGCAACGCUGGCCUGGGGUGUUAACCUGCCGGCGCAUACAGUCAUCAUCAAAGGAACACAGAUCUACAAUCCAGAGAAGGGGCGUUGGAUCGAGCUGGGUCCAUUGGACGUACUCCAGAUGUUGGGGCGUGCAGGGCGCCCUCAAUACGAUACAAAGGGAGAGGGUAUUCUAAUAACAGGCCACAGUGAGCUUCAGUAUUAUCUGUCUCUCCAGAAUCAGCAGCUUCCUGUUGAGAGUCAAUUUGUGAGCAAGCUCGGCGACAACCUCAACGCCGAAGUCGUCCUCGGCAACAUCCAGACGAUGAAGGAUGCCGUCACCUGGCUCGGUUACACCUACCUGUACAUCCGCAUGAUGCGCAACCCAACCCUCUACGGGAUACCGGUCGACGGCAAGGAUUCCGAUCCGUACCUGGAGAGCCAUCGGAUUAAUCUGAUCCACACAGCGGCGUGCCAACUGGAUAAGAACAACCUGGCCAAGUACGAGAGGAAAUCCGGACAUUUCCAGGUGACCGAGUUGGGUCGCAUUGCCAGCCACUACUACUGCACCAACGACUCCAUCUCAACCUACAACAGUCUCCUGAAACCAACCCUGAGUGAGAUAGACUUGUUCAGGGUCUUCUCUCUCUCUAGUGAGUUCAGGAACAUGGUCGUCAGAGAGGAAGAGAAGCUUGAGCUGACUAAACUGCUGGAGAGAGUUCCAAUUCCCAUCAAAGAGAGUAUUGAAGAACCCAGUGCAAAGGUAAACGUCUUGCUCCAAGCAUACAUAUCUCAGCUCAAACUGGACGGAUUCGCUCUGGUGUCUGACAUGGUCUACAUCACACAGUCUGCUGGCAGGCUGAUCAGAGCCAUCUUUGAGAUUGUUCUUCACAGAGGUUGGGCACAACUGACAGACAAAACCAUGUCACUGGCUAAGAUGAUUGACAAACGAAUGUGGCAGUCGAUGAACCCACUGAGACAAUUCCGCAAGAUUCCCGAGGAGGUCGUACGAAAGAUCGAGAAGAAGAACUUCCCCUGGGAGCGAUUCUACGACCUGGGCCCCAACGAGAUCGGUGAGCUCAUCCGCAUGCCCAAGAUGGGCAAGACGCUGCACAAGUACGUCCAUCAGUUUCCCAAGCUUGAGCUGGCCACCCACAUUCAACCGAUCACCAGGAGCACGCUAAGGGUCGAGCUGACCAUCACACCAGACUUCCAGUGGGAAGAAAAGGUUCAUGGCAAUUCAGAGGCAUUCUGGAUCUUGGUUGAGGAUGUGGACAGUGAAAUCAUCUUACAUCAUGAAUACUUCUUAUUGAAGGGCAAGUUUGCUCAGGACGAGCACGUCGUCAAGUUCUUCGUUCCUGUCUUUGAGCCGCUACCCCCUCAGUAUUUUAUCCGUGUCGUAUCAGAUAGAUGGAUCGCGUCCGAGACACAGCUGCCAGUUUCUUUCCGUCACCUCAUCCUCCCCGAGAAGAACCCUCCACCAACGGAGCUUCUUGACCUUCAAGCCCUUCCCGUCUCCGCCCUGAGGAACACCGCUUUUGAGACGUUGUACAACAGUAAAUUUUCUGUCUUCAACCCCAUACAGACUCAAGUUUUCAACGCUGUAUACAACGGAGACGAGAACGUGUUUGUGGGUGCACCCACAGGGAGUGGCAAGACGAUCAUCGCAGAGUUUGCCAUCUUGAGAAUGUUGUCUCAGUCGGCGGAAGGUCGAUGUGUCUUUGUGACUCCCCUGGAAGCCUUGGCUGAACAGGUUUACGCUGAAUGGCACGCCAAGUUCCAAAUGCAGCUAGGCAAGAGGGUGGUCCUACUGACCGGAGAGACAAGCACGGACUUGAAGCUCCUGGCAAAGGGCAACAUCGUCAUCAGCACGCCAGAGAAAUGGGAUGUUUUGUCACGACGAUGGAAGCAGCGCAAGAAUGUUCAGAAUGUACAUCUGUUCAUCGUGGAUGAGUUGCAUCUUAUUGGUGGCGACAAUGGGCCGGUUCUGGAAGUCAUCUGCUCCCGGAUGCGGUACAUCUCCUCCCAGAUUGAGCGCAACAUCCGCCUGCUCGCGUUCAGCUCCUCCUUGGCCAACGCUAAGGACGUAGCCCAGUGGCUAGGAGCAAGCACCACUAACACCUUCAACUUCCAUCCUAACGUCAGACCGGUUCCACUGGAGAUGCACAUUCAGGGCUUCAACAUCACCCACACUGCCUCCCGUCUCAUCGCUAUGGUCAAACCGACCUACAACGCCAUCCUGAAAUACUCGCCCAACAAACCUGUCAUCGUCUUUGUGCCAUCACGUAAGCAGACCAAGCUGACGGCCAUCGAUCUCCUGACAUACGCCUCAGCCGAGGACACAGAGGACAGUCGCUUCUUACAUGUAGCUAAGGAGGACCUCGCCGGCCACCUCAGCAAGGUCAACGAUGAGACGCUUUGUGAGAUGCUGGAAAACGGCAUUGCCUACCUCCACGAGGGUCUGUCGGACAUGGAGAAGAAGGUCGUGGAGCAACUCUACACCUCUGGUGCCAUCCAGAUCGUCGUCGCUGCCAGGAACAUGUGCUGGGGUAUGACCUUCCCCGCCCACCUGGUGGUCGUCAUGGAUACGCAAUACUACAAUGGAAAGAUACACACGUAUGUAGAUUACCCUGUGACUGAUGUCCUACAGAUGGUUGGACGAGCGAACAGACCUGACAUUGAACAUGAAGUUGGCAAGUGCGUCAUCCUGUGUCAAGGUUCUAAGAAAGACUUCUACAAGAAGUUUCUGUACGAGCCCCUUCCAGUCGAGUCUCAUCUGGACCAUUGUCUUCAUGAUCAUUUCAACGCUGAGGUGGUUACCAAGACGAUAGAAAACAAACAGGAUGCAGUGGACUAUCUGACCUGGACGUUCCUCUACAGGCGUAAGACGCAGAAUCCAAACUACUACAACCUGCAAGGAGUAACCCAUCGUCAUCUCUCCGACCACCUCUCGGAGUUGGUGGAGAACACCCUUCAGGAUCUUCAGCAAUCCAAGUGUGUCAGCAUCGAGGACGAGAUGGAUAUCUCCCCGCUCAAUCUGGGCAUGAUCGCCGCUUACUACUACAUCAACUACACCACCAUCGAGCUCUUCAGCAUGUCGCUCAAUAACAAGACCAAGAUUAAGGGAUUAAUUGAGAUUAUCUCCUCGGCGGCCGAGUACGAGCAGAUCCCGAUCAGACAUCAUGAGGACUCCGUCAUGAAACAACUUGCCAGCAGAGUGCCCAACAAGCUCGCUAAUGCUCGCUUCAACGACCCUCAUGUCAAGACCAACCUGCUGGUCCAGGCUCACCUUGGUCGCAUGCAGCUAUCAGCCGAGCUCCAGUCAGAUACAGAAGAGAUCCUCAGCAAGGCACUGAGGUUGAUUCAAGCUUGCGUUGACGUCCUCUCUAGUAACGGCUGGUUAUCCCCAGCGUUGGCAGCGAUGGAGUUAGCUCAGAUGGUCACUCAAUCCAUGUGGAAUAAAGACUCCUACCUCAAGCAGCUUCCUCACUUCACAGCAGAUCUCAUUAAGAACUGCACUGAUAAGGGUGUUGAGAGCAUUUUUGACAUCAUGGAGAUGGAAGAUGACGAUCGUAACACACUCCUUCAACUCGCUGACGCCCAGAUGGCAGACGUGGCUCGGUUCUGCAAUCGCUAUCCUAACAUUGAACUGACGUAUGAAGUGCAGGAUAAAGACAGUCUGGAGAGUGGCUCUCCCGUUGUGGUCAACGUAAUUCUGGAAAGAGAAGAUGAAGUAACUGGACCGGUUGUAGCUCCGUUCUUCCCCCAGAAACGAGAAGAAGGUUGGUGGGUGGUCAUCGGCGACACCAAGACCAACAGUCUGAUCUCCAUCAAGCGUUUGACCCUCCAGCACAAGGCCAAGGUCAAGCUGGACUUUGUGGCUCCGUCCCCUGGCGUUCACAACUACACCAUCUACUACAUGAGCGACGCCUACAUGGGAUGCGAUCAAGAGUACAAGUUCAGCAUCGAGAUCAGAGAAGCAAGAGACUCUAGCAGCGAAGAUAGCGAUGAGGACAGCUCGGAUGAGGAAUAGGCGCUGCGCGUAUAGUUUUGUGGUGUCCUGCGAGGGCGCUGUUGUCAAGCGAGAGUGCUGUUGUCUUGCGCUUAUAGGAUGCAUCCAAAACUACCAGAAGUUCUGGCGGUGAGGACAGCAACGAAGAGAGUUCAGAUGACAAGGCGUUGCGCAUAUGUUUUUAGUGGUGUCCUGUGAGGGCGCUGUUGUCAUAGGCAUACAGGAUGCAUGAAAGUAUUGGAUCAACCGGAAGUUCUUCUAUUGAAUACGUUGAUGAGCCCUGUAGAUGCUGCAGGUAUUUUUGUUGAGACAUGAGGGCGCUGUUUUAGACACAGACCUUGAACAUACGUGUAAACUGCAGUGUUUUUUGUGUGACUAAUAGUUGUUUAUCUUGGAAUGACCUUUGUAAAUAGAAUGAAUUUGAAACGGCGGUGUAAAUAAACUUUACCUAAGUCCUUCUGUGUGGUUAUAACACCCUGUCCUUAAAAUAGAAAGGCAGCAACAAUCUUGUAAUUUUAAUGGUCGGAGGCAUAAAGCAAGUCUCUUGUUGCUCUAUCAGGGUGGUGAAGUUGGAAAUGCAAGAUGUAAAAAUUCAAUGUGCCUCGGUUAAUUUACCAUGAAAAAAACAUUGCAGUGGAAGUCUGCUACCCAGUCUUGGCGACAAGUAUUAUCAGGGUUCUUUUUAGUAAAGGGCACAGACUAUAAUAAAAGCUUGUAAAAUGAGCUCAUGACAUUCCUGUGAUUGUGAAGUUCUGUAAAUAGUAUUAAAGUGUCAUCCUUUUUAUUGGAAAGAUUUGUCAUAGUUGCAUGGUAAAUAAAGAUAAAUAAAGAGUCCAUCUUGGGAAGGUGUGUUGGUUUCAGAAAGAGGCCAAGUUUUUGUUGAUUUCAUUGGAGAUGUAACAAUGCUAAAAGUGGCAGCAGACAGUUUCAUAGUAUAUCUAAUGCUUGAAAUCUGACAUGAAAAUUUGUUCUUGGGUUGAAAAAGAGGAAAAUGCCGAGCACAAUUUAGUGUAUAGUGUUUUUUAGUCGUCACUGGCACUAAACAUGUGAUGAAAUUCCCUGAAUAUUUGCAAUUUUGUAGAAUAAGAACAUUUACGUUUAAUAAAUAGUGUACCGAUGGAAUCAUUUCACAGAAGACUCUUUAUCAUGACAUUUAUUGUAAACAAUAUGGAAUACAUUCCUACAACACUUUCAGUUAACAAAACAAAAAGAAAGACACUAAUUCCGAGAAGGAUUGGAAUAGCCGCCUUGAGAAAAGAUAAGUACAGUAGUAGGACUUAAAGUCCUCAGAUGCAAGCUUUCAGUGUUUUCUUGUGGUUUUUAUUUAAGAGAAUAAUGGUCGGAUCUGAUUGAAGAAUAUUAGCCGUUGUAAAAUUUGUAUCUAUUUCUUUUGAUGGUCAAUUAAUUUCAGGAGGCUUGCCUGCCCAGGGGUUGAUUUCAUCGAGAUAGUCCUAAUAACUUAGGACUAGUCCUAUUUACUUAGAACUAGUCCUAGGACUCUUUAGGAGUUAUUAAAAACUGAAGUCUUAACUCUGUGUGAAAUCCACCCCAGGAAAUAUGUGGAUAUUAUACUAAAGA
Messenger RNA from Asterias rubens (European starfish), 8107 nucleotides. RefSeq names its product U5 small nuclear ribonucleoprotein 200 kDa helicase-like. The coding region runs from base 98 to 6550 and encodes 2150 amino acids. Gene Ontology annotation, molecular function: ATP hydrolysis activity; nucleic acid binding; ATP binding. NCBI's taxonomy places the organism in Eukaryota, Metazoa, Echinodermata, Asteroidea, Forcipulatida, Asteriidae. The record is from RefSeq and is a predicted model, not a curated record. The transcript has 41 exons. Gene Ontology annotation, cellular component: nucleus.